CUCUGCUCCACCUCUGGCCCUGCUCUCCACAGAAGAAUGAAUACCUGCUCUCCCUGCUGGCGGAGGAGAGGGACACGCUACUGCUCGGCCUGAGGUACUCACCCACACAGCUGCACUUCCUAUUUCUCAGCGAGGACCUGGCUGGUGCCUGGCAGACCCGUGUGUCCUUCUGGAGCCCUGGCCUCAUGGACAGCCGGUGGCAUACUCUGAUCUUGGCUGUGUCCCAAGGAUCCUUUUCCCUCACCAUGGACUGUGGCCUCCCAGUGGACAUAAUGGCUGACGUUUCCUUCCCACCCGCCCUAUCUGUAAGAGGAGCCCGGUUUUUCAUUGGCAGCCGGAAGAGAACCAAAGGCCUAUUCACAGGCGUGAUAAGGCAACUGGUUCUGCUGCCUGGCUCAGAUGCCACCCCACAGCUGUGUCCCAGCAGGAACCCCAGGCUGGCUGAGCUGUCCAUCCCACAGGUGCUGAAGAGGCUCACAGAGACUCCCGAUGAUAACGAAGUGCUGAAAUAUCCCUAUGAAGCUGACAUGAAAGUAACCCUGGGAUCCCGGCCACCGUGCACCAAGGCAGAGGGUGCCCAGUUCUGGUUCGAUGCUGCCCGGAAGGGACUGUACCUGUGUGCUGGCAGCGAAUGGGUCUCUGUGUUGGCAGCCAAGACCAAGCUGGACUACGUUGAAGAACACCAGAGUCUGCACACCAACUCAGAGACACUGGGCAUCGAGGUGUUCAGUAUCCCUGGCGUGGGACUCUUCGCAGCCGCAGCCAAUCGGAAGGCUAGAUCAGCCAUCUAUAAGUGGGCAGAUGGGAAAUUUGUCUCCUAUCAGAACAUCGCCACACACCAGGCGCAGUCAUGGCGACAUUUCACCAUUGGGAAAAAGAUCUUCCUGGCUGUGGCUAACUUUGGGCCAAAUGAAAGGGGUCAAGAGUUCUCAGUCAUCUACAAAUGGAGCCCCAGGAAGCUGAAGUUCACCCUUUACCAGAGGAUCGCCACCCACAGCGCCCGUGACUGGGAGGCCUUUGAGGUGGGCGGAGAGCACUUCCUCGUGGUAGCCAACCACCGAGAAGGGGACAAUCACAACAUCGACAGCGUGGUCUACAGGUGGAACCCCAGCAGCCAGCUCUUCGAGGCUAAUCAGUCCAUUGCCACGUCCGGUGCCUACGACUGGGAGUUCUUCACCGUGGGGCCAUACUCCUUCCUGGUGGUGGCCAACACCUUCAAUGGCACCUCCACCCAGGUGCAUUCCCACGUGUACAUCUGGCUUGUCGGCGCCUUCCAACUCUUCCAGUCAUUCCUGACGUUCGGAGCUGCAGACUGGGAGGUCUUCCGCAUCGGCGAGAGGAUCUUCCUCGCGGUGGCAAACAGUCACAGCUACGACGUGCAGAUGCAGGCCCAAAACGACACCUACGUCCUCAGUUCCGUCAUCUACGAGCUGAACGUCACGGCUCAGACCUUUGUCAAGUUCCAGGACAUCCCAACCUGCAGUGCGCUGGACUGGGAGUUUUUCUCCGUGGGAGAAGAUCACUUCCUGGUGGUUGCGAACUCCUUUGACGGAAACACCUUCUCAGUGAACAGUAUUAUUUACAGGUGGCAAGGCUACGAGGGCUUCGUGGCCGUACACAAACUCCCCACCUUUGGCUGUCGGGACUGGGAGGCCUUCAACACCACUGGUGGCUCAUACCUCAUCUAUUCCAGCGCCAAAGAGCCCCUCUCCAGGGUCCUGAAGCUGAGGACUGGCUGAAGUCACCUGGACCCCGCUGCCUCCCCUCUCCCCCAACGUCCACCAGCUAGGCAUGUGCAGCAGGCCACACCCACCCAGCCCUCUCUGGUCCUGGGGCAGGUGGAGAUGAUUGGACACCUCUCUACAGUCUCUAAGCUGGCUCUCCCCCCACCCCGUCCCCCAGCUGAGGGCUGUACCAGAACCACAGUCCUGGUGACU
Grammomys surdaster is the source of this 1937-nucleotide messenger RNA. RefSeq names its product thrombospondin type laminin G domain and EAR repeats (gene Tspear). Lineage: Eukaryota; Metazoa; Chordata; Mammalia; Rodentia; Muridae. The transcript is spliced from 10 exons. The record is from RefSeq and is a predicted model, not a curated record. The annotation marks the transcript as partial. Gene Ontology annotation, biological process: signal transduction.